AUGCCAUCCGUCGCCGAGGAGCAUCCCCGGCUGAUGGCGCCCGGCAAAAAACGCAGACGGGAUGUUAACGACUCCAACAACGACCUGCAGAUACAAGGUCCUUUGUACGAGAAGCUUGCCCAGUACCACUCGGCGGCAGCCGCUGCGACGAACAACUGGAACGCUGACGGCGUUUUUGGAAGCAGGCCCGUUCAGCAGCAGAUCCAGCAGCAGCAGCAGCAAAACUUCUUCCCUCGCUUCCCCGGCAGCAACAAUGACCGCAUGAUCUUUCAAUACGGCUUCCCGGCCGUUACCAAUACCACCACGGAAGAUUCCCGCCAGAACCACGAGUCAGAGUCCCGAAAGAUAGCUCCCCUCCCCGUGUCUAAGCGACAGCGCAUGUUCGACGAGGAGGAUGCGGAUUUGGACAGCUUGGACGGAGGCCUUUCAACACAACCCAACAGCCAAAGACAGCGGCGGCAUAGCAAAUCACCACCGGCGUCCCAACACAACUCCCCAGUACUUCCAGUCCAAACCGACGCGGUGGGCAACAGACCAAAGACUCCCUCAUCCCUGAGCCCCUGUCAUAUCUGCCACCGCCGGCCCACCAAGAAGUCAGAUCUCGACUCCUUCGCUGACUGUCAGGGCUGCGGGCUGCGUUCAUGCUUCGUGUGCAUCAGAGAGUGCCAGGGCUGGCAGAAGGAUGGACGCCCCAGCAGUGGCGGCGGCGACCUGGGUAAUGUAGAGCAAGCGCCGGAGCAAGGAGGCAUUAAUCUCUCACGGUCAUGCCAGAUGGACGACGUUGACGACGACCGACAACGACAAUCGAGGGAAGAUGAAGAGUCAAAGAGGAAGGGACAGCCGAAGCGAAAGGACGGCUGGGCGGGCGGCGGACACAGACAGAUGGUCUGUAGCCGCUGCUGCAUCGAGAAGGGUGCAGAGGGUGACGUCGUCUGCCUGGGCUGUCUGUCACGCAUGGAAUCUGUCUGA
This is a messenger RNA of Colletotrichum spaethianum, 969 nucleotides long. RefSeq lists its product as uncharacterized. Bases 1 to 969 code for a protein of 322 amino acids. The transcript has a single exon. Lineage: Eukaryota; Fungi; Ascomycota; Sordariomycetes; Glomerellales; Glomerellaceae. The record is from RefSeq and is a predicted model, not a curated record.